AUGCCUAAAACGAGGCCUCCAACAACGGGCUAUGCUCGCAUAGCUCAGGCAGAAGAUUCCGAUUCGGACAAUGACCAUCUUGCCCAGAGCUACGCUUCCCUCCAGCCAGCUGAUGCUCCAAGAUAUGCCCCCAUUACCCAACCUCGCGCCCAUGGUGGUAUGGUGUCCGAUGGAAACACAUCUCCAACGAACACCCGCAGACCACGGCAUAGAAGGCGGAUGGGAAGCAAUAGUUCGGUCUCAGGGGUGGACAUUAAGGCAAUAAAUGCCAGGCUGGAACGAUGGGCAGACGAAAUCGCCUCAAAAUUCAAGAUUCAUAAAGUGAAGGGGAAAACGGACGAAGAGGAGAGGUUAGAGAUCCACCAUUCAGUGUUCCAAGCGCCCGAAGGUGUACGACCAGCGACCGCGGAAACGCUGGCUUCAGAAUCCGAUCAAGGACGAAUGACAAAGGCCGAAUUCGAUGAAAUCGUUGAGAGUGUCAGAGUGGCCAUUGAGCAAGGAAUGCAUCCAAAGAUGAUUACACAAGGCAGCUCUGGCAGUUACUUUGCGAGGAAUACUGAGGGAAAGGUAGUGGGAGUCUUCAAGCCCAAGGACGAGGAGCCCUACGCCGCAGGAAAUCCGAAAUGGAACAAAUGGAUACACCGAAAUCUCUUCCCUUGCUUUUUUGGACGCGCGUGUCUUAUUCCCAAUCUCAGCUACGUCUCCGAGGCGGCAGCAUACACUCUGGAUUGUAGAUUACGGACCAACUUGGUUCCUUAUACAGACAUUGUCCAUCUCUCCUCGAAAUCAUUUCACUAUGACUUCUGGGCGAGAAGGAAUUUUUAUAGAAGGAAAAAGGCAUAUCCACCCAAAGUCGGUAGCUUUCAAGUUUUCCUCAAAGGCUUUAAGGAUGCAAAUAUCUUUCUGCGAGAGCACCCUUGGCCAGACCGAGUGGCUGGAUCAUACAGGCCUAGCGACACCCAUAGAAAGAGCAAAGCUUGGAGAGAGACAUGCCGACCAAAUGGCUCUCGCGACGAUGACGAUGAUGAAGAGGAACAAACCCCGAUGGCACCUACAGAAGGGGAAAAUAGACGGUUCGUAUGGACAGAAACAUUACAACAAUCAUUUCGGGAAGAGCUUGAGAAGCUCGUCAUUCUGGACUACAUUAUGAGGAAUACGGAUAGAGGGUUGGAUAAUUGGAUGAUCAAGGUGGACUACGAAAAUCAAGACGUUUCUAUUGUGUCGGAACCAUUGAAAAUGAAUGGUGCACCUGAAGAUUCUCCGCCGCGAUUAGUGUCAACCUCGGAUAGCCCUGAAAACCGGCCCUACAGAGCUCAACUACCCAUGGAGGCUAUUAGUAGAUCAACAACGCCGAAUCCUCAUCUUGCAGGACCUACCAUGUCAAUUGGGGCGAUCGACAACAGUUUAUCGUGGCCAUGGAAGCACCCAGACGCAUGGCGAAGUUUCCCAUUUGGCUGGCUCUUCCUCCCCGUUUCCCUCAUUGGACAACCAUUCUCACAAAAGACUAGAGAUCACUUUUUGCCGCUUCUUACAUCCAAACAAUGGUGGAGCGAAACUCAGUUAGAAUUGAGAAAGAUUUUCAGUCAGGACGCGGAUUUCCAAGAACGCAUGUUUGCAAGGCAAAUUGCAGUCAUGAAAGGACAGGCUUGGAACGUAGUCGAGACCCUCAAGUUGGUUGACCACGGGCCUCUGGAAUUGACACGAAGAGCUCGUGUUUGUGUUUGGGACGAUUUGGUUGAUAUUCCCGUGGCAGUACCGAUGCGAGUACCGUCUGCAGAAAUGCGUAGGCGGAACGAUUUUGAAUUCCAAAGGAACCUGCACGAAGAGGAGAUGGAUAUUAGUACAGCCAACGCUUCGGCUUCGGCUCCACAACCAGACCUUUUAGGUCCGUCAUCCCCUUCAGCGGAACUUCCAAAUCCGAACCGUUUCGAAUUGGUCAGCCCUCGUGAAAGUGAAGAGUUUUCUGGCAUUCAGUCGCCAGAGUCGCAACUUGAUACGAAAAUGAGUGCUCGAGAGGCUUUCAAGAACCAGGUCAAGUUUUCUGAUCGACCGGAUCUUGGUCACUCUCGAGCUCGUAUGAGCUACGAUGGACCUUCCCGGCCUAUGCCCCACGCUUCAAGACGAGAGGGUCGUCGGUUUUCAUUCAACCUCAAGACUCGUGGUCUCCCACUUAUGUAUGACGGUGAUGAUACGGACGGAGAUUUGGGCUUCGCCGCGGCGGAAGGAAUGGAUGGGAACCACCGGAAGGUGAUUGUGGAAAGAUUAGAAACUGUGAAAAGCAAGAAUCCCGUUUUUACCUGGUGUUAA
This is a messenger RNA of Hymenoscyphus albidus, 2307 nucleotides long. NCBI's taxonomy places the organism in Eukaryota, Fungi, Ascomycota, Leotiomycetes, Helotiales, Helotiaceae. The record is from the annotation of a GenBank genome assembly.